Cheilinus undulatus (humphead wrasse) is the source of this 1745-nucleotide messenger RNA. Its product is annotated as cell division cycle protein 20 homolog. Lineage: Eukaryota; Metazoa; Chordata; Actinopteri; Labriformes; Labridae. Bases 124 to 1623 code for a protein of 499 amino acids. Gene Ontology annotation, biological process: anaphase-promoting complex-dependent catabolic process; positive regulation of ubiquitin protein ligase activity; positive regulation of anaphase-promoting complex-dependent catabolic process. Gene Ontology annotation, cellular component: anaphase-promoting complex. Gene Ontology annotation, molecular function: protein binding; anaphase-promoting complex binding; ubiquitin ligase activator activity. The record is from RefSeq and is a predicted model, not a curated record. The transcript is spliced from 11 exons.
GUCGAGGACACUGGAGCGACGUCAUGCUCGAAACGAAUUUUAAAUUUGUAAAGUGAAGAGACAGAAACGCUAGUUAAGGUCGCUGCUGUUUUCACAGAGAGGUGGAGAGUAGACGUGAACAAAAUGGCGCAGUUUGGAUUUGAGAACGACAUCCACAGCAUCCUGAAGCUCGACAUGCCCAUAACUAACGCUCCCAUGGCGAGGUGGCAGAGGAAGGCCAGCUCCUCUAACAGCUCCGCUCUGGGCGGCUUAUCUCCGGGGAAAUCGAGCAAUACGUCCCUGAGCUCUUCCAAAACACCCAGUAAAACACCAGGUAAAAAUAAAAAAGCAACCCCAUCCAAAAUGGGAGGCGACCGCUUCAUCCCCAUCAGAAACAGCAAACAGAUGGAUGUGGCCAGUUUUCUGCUCACAAAGGAGAACGAGCCAAUGGACACCAGUAACUCAGCAGGAACAGCGGAAAGCCAGAAGGCCUGGUCGAUGUCGCUGAAUGGAUUCAGCAUGGAGGAUGUAAAAAUCCUGCACCUUGGAGGGAAACCACUGAAUGCUCCUGAGGGUUAUCAGAACAACUUAAAAGUCCUCUACAGUCAAGGUACGACCCCCGCUUCUGUCAAAAAGACGAGAUACAUCUCUUCAACGCCCGACAGAAUCCUAGAUGCUCCAGAGCUCCGAAACGAUUUCUAUCUGAAUCUGUUUGACUGGAGCAGUAGAAAUCUUCUGGCUGUGGCUCUCCAUAACAGUGUGUAUCUGUGGGACGCCACUCAGGGAGACAUCACUCUGCUCAUGAAGCUGGAGAGCGAUGAAGACUACAUCUGCUCGCUGUCCUGGACUAAAGAGGGGAGCUACCUUGCCAUUGGAACCAGCGACUGCAAAGUUCAGCUGUGGGAUGUCGACCAUCAGAAGCGUUUACGCAGCAUGGCAAGCCACACUGCUCGAGUAGGAAGUCUGAGCUGGAACGAACACGUUCUCUCCAGUGGCUCCAGAUCCGGACACAUCCACCACCACGACGUACGGGUGGCGGAGCAUCAUAUCUGCACGCUCACCGGUCACUCUCAGGAGGUCUGCGGGCUGACGUGGUCACCUGAUGGCCGAUACCUUGCCAGCGGAGGAAACGACAACCAGGUGUGUGUGUGGCCACGUGUGCAGGAGGGCGGGAACCCCAACCAACCGGUGCGCUGCUGGAGCGAGCAUCAGGGAGCCGUCAAGGCUUUGGCCUGGUGUCAGUGGCAACCAAAUAUCCUGGCAUCAGGAGGCGGGACCAGCGACCGCCACAUCAGGAUCUGGAACGUGAACAGCGGCUCCUGCAUCAGCUCACUGGACACCCAGUCGCAGAUCUCAUCUCUGAUUUUUGCUCCAAACUACAAAGAACUCGUCUCUGCCCACGGCUACGCUCACAACAAUGUUGUCAUCUGGAAAUACCCUUCUCUCACCAAGGUCGCAGAGCUCAACGGCCAUGAGGACAGAGUCCUGAGUCUGACUAUGAGCCCUGACUGCUCUACGAUCGCAACGGUUGCUGGAGACGAGACGAUCCGCCUGUGGAAGAGCUUUGAGGUGGAUCCUGUGAAGAAGGCCAAAGGGAAGAUGAUGAAACCUACCAGCAGCGUCAUCCAUCAGUCCAUCAGAUAACUUCUGCUUCACUUUUAGGAGGAUUUUAUGUAUUUUGAAUCAAUGAGCAAUGUGCAAAUGUUUGAAUGAAAUAUGUGCAAAUUUUUUAUUAUGUUCAAUAAAGUUUAAUCUCUGCUUGCUGA